AUGGUGUUUGACGAUGGUGUGCUUUGGAAUGGUUCAAUCCACUGGCUUAGUCCUACUGGGGCUUCGUUGUUUUUCCACAUUGAUCAAGAACGCCUCGGAACAAUGCCUGCUCCUCCAUCAGCUGAGAAAUGGAGCAACCGAAGGUUGAGGUACUUCGCCGAGUCCGGUGGCCAUUUACACUUGAUUGAAGUCUACGGCAGCGCCACUCGAUUCCAUGUCUUUGAGAUGGAGAGGGAUUACUCUAGCUGGCUUCCCAAGUACCAAGUUGACAUUUCAGCGAUUGUUGAUGCAUUUCCUGUGAUGGUUCGGAGCUUCCCUGACAGCAAUGAUCCUGUUUUUUAUGCAUUUAGUCUGCUACUCGUGAAAGAAGAUGAAGAGGACUCAUUGCUGGUGUUGCAUGUUCCUGGUGAGUUUCUGUUGUAUAAUCUUAGGAACGGGACCUUCAAGAAGCUUGGUCCAAUAUCCUCAGAAGAAAAUAUUGCAUUACAGACUGGAUGUUUCCAUGCUUAUCAGUUUACAGAGACUUUGGCUGGUGUUUGA
Messenger RNA from Fragaria vesca subsp. vesca, 540 nucleotides. RefSeq names its product F-box protein At5g07610-like. Lineage: Eukaryota; Viridiplantae; Streptophyta; Magnoliopsida; Rosales; Rosaceae. The record is from RefSeq and is a predicted model, not a curated record. Gene Ontology annotation, molecular function: protein binding. The transcript has a single exon. Bases 1 to 540 code for a protein of 179 amino acids.